Molecule: messenger RNA, 2456 nt
Organism: Pelodiscus sinensis (Chinese soft-shelled turtle)
Lineage: Eukaryota; Metazoa; Chordata; Testudines; Trionychidae
Source: RefSeq, a predicted model, not a curated record
CUUUUCUUCUCUUGUUCCUAGUCACACAUCCAGCCUGUUUGUGACUUCCUGACUGUGGCAACCGAGAAGAAUGUUUUAAUCCAAACGAGGAGGAGGGGGAAAGAUGGGCCACUGGGAGCAGCUCCUUCAAAAGAGCAAUCAAAACCCAGUCCUGCAUCUUUGCCGUUUCAGGAGGAAUUCUGCCACAGAAGGGUUCUGGCAUCGGUAAUGAGCAAUGGGGUAUGAUGUAGCGCGCUUUCAGGGCGAUGUGGACGAAGACCUUAUCUGCCCCAUCUGCAGCGGGGUCCUGGAGGAGCCAGUGCAGGCUCCCCACUGCGAGCACGCCUUCUGCAACGCCUGCAUCACCCAGUGGUUCUCCCAGCAGCAGACCUGCCCCGUGGACCGCAGUGUAGUCACGGUCGCUCACCUCCGCCCCGUCCCCCGCAUCAUGCGGAACAUGCUCUCCAAGCUGCAGAUCACGUGCGACAACGCUGUGUUCGGCUGCACGGCCGUCGUGCGACUCGACAACCUGAUGUCUCACCUCCACGACUGCGAGCACAACCCAAAGCGGCCGGUGACGUGCGAGCAGGGAUGCGGCUUGGAAAUGCCCAAAGACGAGCUGCCGAAUCACAACUGCAUCAAGCACUUGAGGUCCAUGGUGCAGCAGCAGCAGACCAGGAUCGCCGAGCUGGAGAAGACGUCGGCGGAACACAAGCACCAGCUGGCGGAGCAGAAACGGGACAUCCAGUUGCUGAAGGCCUACAUGCGAGCCAUCCGCAGUGUCAACCCCAACCUGCAGAACCUGGAAGAGACCAUUGAAUACAACGAAAUCCUAGAGUCCCGGCCCGCCAUCAAGCGCUCGCGGGUGGAGAGCGGCUGCCCCACCUCCAUCAUCAACGAGCUGAUCGAGAACGCCCACGAACGGAACUGGCCGCAGGGCCUGGCCACCCUGGAGACCCGCCAGAUGAACCGGCGCUAUUACGAGAACUACGUGGCCAAGCGCAUCCCCGGCAAGCAGGCCGUGGUGGUGAUGGCCUGCGAGAACCAGCACAUGGGGGAGGACAUGGUGCUGGAGCCGGGCCUGGUGAUGAUCUUUGCACACGGCGUGGAGGAGAUCUAAAGACUUUUAAAGAGAGAGACAUUUUGUGCUUGAAAAAAAAAGAACAAAACCCCUUUGUCUAAGCCGCUGCCCCCUCCCCCUCCCCCGUCGGUCACAGCAUUAUAUCAGGGCAUUAUUCCUCCAAGCGCGUGGCUCCUCAUUGACAAGCGAUUCCCGGCCUCGGGGGCCCUCCCGUGGGUCACGGAGCAGCCCCCCAGCAGCGCAGGCAAAUGGCGGUUUGCCUUGUGCCAGACUCCGUGGGACUCCUACCUGGCUUUGUAUAGCACCGGGCCCCUAGAAAGUGGGGGCUUUUGACGGGCCUGGAUACUGCCGUCUCUGUGGCCUCCUGCCGCGACCUGAACCAAAAGGGGCCAGUGGGUCUCGGCGUGGGGCCAACCCGACCAUUCACCUUCACUCUGAAGCUUUAAGCCCCUCCCUCGUUUCUUUUCUCGCUCUGCGGGAAAGCCGCAGCUCUCCUGCCGGGCGCUUGCCCGGGGCCUGGGUUUGUGUGGACAGGCCCCACUUCGCAGCCGUGGGAGAGGGGUGGGGCCGGGGAAGCUGCUCGUGCCCCUGACGUGUUGGCCGGGAGCUACGCUGCAGACACGAGCGAUGCCAAAUAGCCGCUCCCCUCCCCGCACGGUCCUGUCGCCAUCGAAACGCCACGGCCUUUUGAAGCCAAACAGCCGAGCUUCCGGAACUUGGACGUGUGGCCUUACGCGGCACCGGGGAGAAAUCCGGCUUCAGGCGGGGCAGCCUCCCGCAGGGAACUGAUCCUCCAGGGCCGCUAAGUGGAAUUAAACUCUUCUUGGACAGCUCUUCCACCUCCUCCUUUCUCCCCUCCCGCUCCGAGCCUCCCGAAUGCGCCUGUGGCUCGGCUCCCCGGAGGAGGAGACGGGCUGCUGUCCCAUGGACAGCCUUCCUACCUGCCAGGGACGGCUGCCACGGCUUCUUACCCAGAACGUAGGCUAAGCCGUUCUGUCUGUCUGUCUGUCUGUCUGUGCUGGACAGUCCACAAAGAGCUUUAUGUAUUUUUUUUUUCCAGACACUUGGUGGUGAUUGCGGUUCAGUUUCGGGGGGUUUUGUACUUUAUUUUGGCCUUGUUUGUUUGUAUUUUUUCCUUUAUUUUAUUUUUUAAAAUACAGAGGACGGAAUCCCGCCAGGUUCGAUUAAGUUUACUUGUCGGGAAUUUAAUUUAUUUGCAUUUGUGAGGGGGUUUGUGUUUUUGGUUUUGUUCCUUUCUUUCAGUGUUGGUCAUGCCUGGGAACUUUAUUUCCUCUUUCGCUCAACUUUAUUUCCUCUUUGUGCCCAUGGUGGCUGCGUGUGGUCCAGGGAGAGAUUUGUCAAUAAAUAAGUGUGUGCUGAUUGCAGACGUUAACAA